This is a messenger RNA of Magallana angulata, 2485 nucleotides long. RefSeq names its product ATP-dependent RNA helicase DDX50-like. Bases 103 to 2427 code for a protein of 774 amino acids. NCBI's taxonomy places the organism in Eukaryota, Metazoa, Mollusca, Bivalvia, Ostreida, Ostreidae. The record is from RefSeq and is a predicted model, not a curated record. Gene Ontology annotation, molecular function: RNA binding; RNA helicase activity; ATP binding. The transcript is spliced from 15 exons.
GGUUCGGUAUACAUUUAAUUCCCGACAAAUAACACGAGGUUGCAAAACGUGUUGAGCUGUUUAUAAAAAGAUUUGAGAUAAAAACGUUAAUUUUGAGAGAAAAUGGUCAAGGUAAAGGUAGAAGAUACCAAAGAGGAACCGGUACCAAAAGUUAAAACGGGCAAGGGAAAGAUUUCAAAAGACAAGAAGAAAAAGGACAAAACCAGUGUACAGGAUGACAAGAAGAAAUCUAAGAAAGAUCCGAAAGUCACAAAGAGUGAAGAAAAUGAAGAAGCAACAGUAACCAAAGAGAAAAAGAAAUCUAAAAAGAAACCUGAACUAGCAGAAAAUGGAGAGAAAGAAGAAGGAACAGAUAUCAAAGAGAAAAAGAAGAAGGACAAGACAAAAGCUGACAAAUCUGAAGAAAUGACAGACAUAUCAGAAGACAGUGUAGUUAAAGAGAAAAAGAAAUCAAAGAAAGACAAAACAUCAUCGGCUAAUGGCCACAGUGUGACAGAGGAAGCAGAUACCACUGAAAAUGUCAAUGGUACAACUAAAAAUCCGGAGGAGACCAAGAAUGGUGCAGAGGUGUCUGAAAAAACAGAGGCAGAGAUCCUGGGGGAUUUCUCAAACUUCAGAUUAUCAGAUGUCACUGUGGAAAAACUCAAGAAGCGAAAUGUGAACUAUUUGUUUCCCAUACAAUACAAGACAUUUGAUCAUGUCUACAAUGGAGAAGAUGUAAUUGGUCAAGCACGUACUGGUACUGGGAAAACACUUUCAUUUGCAUUGCCGUUGGUAGAAAUUCUGCAGAAGAAUAAAACCCCAAGAAUUCGCAACUGUCCAAAGGUCAUUGCAAUGGUACCAACUCGUGAACUUGCAAAGCAAGUUUCUGAUGAGUUUGAGUCUAUUAGUGAUGGACUCAGUGUGGCCUGUUUCUAUGGGGGAACUCCAUAUGAAAAGCAAAUAAGAGCCAUAAGGUCAGGGAUCGAUGUUCUGGUGGGAACCCCAGGGCGUAUCAAAGAUCACAUAGAGAAGGGUAACCUUGACUUCAAAGGGGUGCGGCACGUGGUCCUGGAUGAGGUGGAUAGAAUGCUGGACAUGGGGUUCGCAGAAGACGUGGAAACUAUCAUAUCAUCCGCCUAUAAUAACGGAAGUGGAGAAAACCCCCAGACACUGUUGUUUUCAGCCACACUUCCUUCUUGGGUUCACGACACGGCCAGAAAAUACAUGAACAAAGAUAAGCUGGCUAAGGUCACCCUGGUCAACAGUCAGGAGAACCGGACAUCCACCACAGUACAGCAUUUGGCGAUUCGAAGCAGUUUCUGGGAUCGUCCCUCUGUGAUUGGUGAUGUGCUUCAGGUUUACAGUGGCAAAAAUGGCAGAGCGAUCAUAUUUAAUGAGACCAAGAAAGAGGCAGACAACCUAUCGUGUAGUGAAUACAUAAAGCAGGACGCUCACGUAUUACACGGAGACAUUCCACAAGAAAAGAGGGAAACGGUCCUCAAGAGUUUCAGAGAAGGGAAGUUUAACGUGCUGUUGACGACGGACGUGGCAGCGCGAGGACUGGACAUUCCAGAAGUGGAUCUGGUCAUUCAGUGUAAUCCGCCUGAGGACGUCGACUCUUACAUCCACCGCUCCGGCCGAACAGGCAGGGCCGGGAAAAACGGAGUCUGCAUCUGCUUCUACAAACCAGAAGAAGAGAUGAAAUUAGCCAAUGUCGAGUACAGAGCAAAAAUCAAGUUCAAGAAAGUGUCUGGACCAACCAAGGAAGACAUAAUCAGUGCCUCUGUAGAGGAUGCAGUGAGAUCUAUAGAAGGUGUGCAGUCUGAGACAUUGGAUUAUUUCCGGUCGUCGGCAAAGGAACUGAUUGCUGAGCGCGGAGCAGAGGAUGCUUUGGCUGCUGCCCUCGCGUUGAUAUCAGGAUCCACAAAAAUCACCUCCCGCUCCAUGCUCUCCUCAAAAGAGGGUUUUACAACGUUUUAUUUGAAAACGAACACGGAGAUACAGCGCAACAAUUACGUGUACCGGGCCCUGGAGAGGUGUCUACCCAAGGACCUGGUGGAGAAGAUCCGAUGGCUGACCCUGUGUAAGGACAGAAUGGGAGCUGUGUUUGAUUUUCCCUCGGAGUGUGAAUCUCAGGUCUUGAAUUAUUGGACCGACGGGAAAUUUGAUACCCUGUGCAAGGCCACAGAACUGCCUGAAUUACAGGAAAAAGAAAGACCCUUCUCCCCAGGGGCCCGUGGCGGCAGGGGGAGGGGGUCGUUUGGGGGGCGCAGCAGAGACUUUUCCAGUUACAACAACAGAUCUAGAGGGGGUUUUGGCGGGAGGGGGAGUUUUGGCGGUAGAGGGGGCUUUGGGGGGAGAGGGAGCUUUGGUGGCAGAGGAGGGUUCAAAAGAUCAGGUGACUUUGGUGAAGCAAGUCCGCAAAACAAGAAAAUUCGUUUUUAGAAAAAGCAUACGUCACACUUAUUAUAUGAUGUGCAAUAAAAAUCUUUUUAGAGUCCUC